Messenger RNA from Fusarium fujikuroi IMI 58289, 228 nucleotides. RefSeq lists its product as uncharacterized. The record is from RefSeq and is a predicted model, not a curated record. NCBI's taxonomy places the organism in Eukaryota, Fungi, Ascomycota, Sordariomycetes, Hypocreales, Nectriaceae. The coding region runs from base 1 to 228 and encodes 75 amino acids. The transcript has 2 exons.
AUGUCAACCCCUUCUGGAACUACUCCAUCAGGUGCUUCGGCAACCAACACCUCUACCGCCGCAGUGGCUGGUAGCUUUCUGAACUCAACACAGACGCGAGACGGCGCGAAUCAACCAACCUCCUACAAUAUGAACCGAUAUAUCUAUGAUACUCAAGCACGUCCUGUCACCGAUCGAUUGGUCUACACUGCAGGCUAUUCACAGAAUAACCCUCCCCAAGGCAGGUAG